This is a messenger RNA of Procambarus clarkii (red swamp crayfish), 2421 nucleotides long. The record is from RefSeq and is a predicted model, not a curated record. NCBI's taxonomy places the organism in Eukaryota, Metazoa, Arthropoda, Malacostraca, Decapoda, Cambaridae.
AUGGUAGCGGCGGUGGCAGCGGUGGCGGUGGUAGCGGCAGUGGCAGCGGUGGUGGUAGCGGCAGUAGCGGCGGUGGCAGCGGUGGCGGUGGUAGCGGCAGUAGCGGCGGUGGCGGCGCCGACGGCGGCAGUAGCGGUGACAAGAGUUAACGCCGGUGAGCCAGAUGGCGCCAGGAGUGACCAGCAGUUCCAUCACCGCCAAUCAUCACCAAUCACCACCGCCAAUCAUCACCAAUCACCACAGCACUACCACCGCCAAUCAUCACCAAUCACCAGUAUGGAUCACCAAGCAUGUUGCGUCACUCAGUUGCAUCCUCGGCGUGUGUUUCAACUGAUUGUUGCGUCGCCAGCUAUUGUAGCGACGGUUGAGGCGUCGCCAGCUAUUGUAGCGACGGUUGAGGCGUCGCCAGCUAUUGUAGCGACGGUUGAGGCGUCGCCAGCUAUUGUAGCGACGGUUGAGGCGUCGCCAGCUAUUGUAGCGACGGUUGAGGCGUCGCCAGCUAUUGUAGCGACGGUUGAGGCGUCGCCAGCUAUUGUAGCGACGGCUGUUGUGUCGCCAGCUAUUGUAGCGACGGCUGUUGUUUCGCCAGCUAUUGUAGCGACGGCUGUUGUGUCGCCAGCUAUUGUAGCGACGGUUGAGGCGUCGCCAGCUAUUGUAGCGACGGUUGAGGCGUCGCUAGCUAUUGUAGCGACGGUUGAGGCGUCGCCAGCUAUUGUAGCGACGGUUGAGGCGUCGCCAGCUAUUGUAGCGACGGCUGAGGCGUCGCCAGCUAUUGUAGCGACGGCUGAGGCGUCGCCAGCUAUUGUAGCGACGGCUGAGGCGUCGCCAGCUAUUGUAGCGACGGCUGAGGCGUCGCUAGCUAUUGCAGCGACGGUUGAGGCGUCGCCAGAUAUUGUAGCGACGGUUGAGGCGUCGCCAGCUAUUGUAGCGACGGUUGAGGCGUCGCCAGCUAUUGUAGCGACGGCUGAGGCGUCGCUAGCUAUUGUAGCGACGGUUGAGGCGUCGCCAGCUAUUGUAGCGACGGCUGAGGCGUCGCUAGCUAUUGUAGCGACGGCUGAGGCGUCGCUAGCUAUUGUAGCGACGGUUGAGGCGUCGCCAGCUAUUGCAGCGACGGUUGAGACGUCGCCAGCUAUUGUAGCGACGGUUGAGGCGUCGCCAGCUAUUGUGGUGUCGGCUAUUGCGUCGCCAGCUAUUGUGGUGUCGGCUAUUGCGUCGCCAGCUAUUGUAGCGACGGCUGUUUUGUCGCCAGCUAUUGUAGCGAUGGCUGAGGCGUCGCCAGCUAUUGUAGCGACGGCUGAGGCGUCGCCAGCUAUUGUAGCGACGGCUGUUGUGUCGCCAGCUAUUGUAGCGACGGCUGUUGUUUCGCCAGCUAUUGUAGCGACGGCUGUUGUGUCGCCAGCUAUUGUAGCGACGGUUGUUGUGUCGCCAGCUAUUGUAGCGACGGCUGUUGUGUCGCCAGCUAUUGUAGCGACGGCUGUUGUGUCGUCAGCUAUUGUAGCGACGGCUGAGGCGUCGCCAGCUAUUGUAGCGUCGCCAGCUAUUGUAGCGACGGCUGAGGCGUCGCCAGCUAUUGUAGCGACGACUGUUGCGUCGCCAGCUAUUGUAGCGACGGCUGAGGCGUCGCCAGCUAUUGUAGCGACGGCUGAGGCGUCGCCAGCUACUGUAGCGACGGCUGUUGCGUCGCCAGCUAUUGUAGCGACGGCUGUUGCGUCGCCAGCUAUUGUAGCGACGGCUGUUGUGUCGCCAGCUAUUGUAGCGACGGCUGUUGUGUCGCCAGCUAUUGUAGCGACGACUGUUGCGUCGCCAGCUAUUGUAGCGUCGCCAGCUAUUGUAGCGACGGCUGAGGCGUCGCCAGCUAUUGUAGCGACGGCUGAGGCGUCGCCAGCUAUUGUAGCGACGGUUGAGGCGUCGCCAGCUAUUGUAGCGACGGCUGUUGUGUCGCCAGCUAUUGUAGCGACGGCUGUUGUUUCGCCAGCUAUUGUAGCGACGGCUGUUGAGUCGCCAGCUAUUGUAGCGACGGUUGAGGCGUCGCCAGCUAUUGUAGCGACGGUUGAGGCGUCGCUAGCUAUUGUAGCGACGGUUGAGGCGUCGCCAGCUAUUGUAGCGACGGUUGAGGCGUCGCCAGCUAUUGUAGCGACGGCUGAGGCGUCGCCAGCUAUUGUAGCGACGGCUGAGGCGUCGCCAGCUAUUGUAGCGACGGCUGAGGCGUCGCCAGCUAUUGUAGCGACGGCUGAGGCGUCGCUAGCUAUUGGAGCGACGGUUGAGGCGUCGCCAGAUAUUGUAGCGACGGUUGAGGCGUCGCCAGCUAUUGUAGCGACGGUUGAGGCGUCGCCAGCUAUUGUAGCGACGGCUGAGGCGUCGCUAGCUAUUGUAGCGACGGUUGAGGCGUCGCCAGCUAUUCGACGGCUGAGGCGUCGCUAG